AUGGGCGGAUUUUCUAUGGCAUUCAAAGCAUGGCUUUACUAUGCAGAUGAGAUGUUUCGAACCGAGAUUGAAGACCUUGAGGCGACCAAGCUUUCAAAGGCUACUUUGUUGAGUGCAUGGACUGAUGAAGCGCAGAGUCGUAGCAAACAGCUGUAUUCGAUUUUGAGUGGCUUUUUGAGGGGCAGAUCUUUACAGAUGUUGAGAGCAGUCGGUGAGCAGCAUGGAUACGAAGGUUGGAGACAACUUGUGAGUCUUUACAACCCUCACACCAAGCAGCGAGCACUAGGUUUGAUGACAGCAUUGAUGAGUUUUCCUCCAUUCAGCAAAGACCGUUCUUAUCUUGAACAGAUACCGGGCCUAGAUCGCCUGGCAGAGGAGUUUCGCAAGGCUUCUGGCAAACCAGUUCAGGACGAGAUGCUGCUUGGAGUACUCACCAAGGAGAUGCCACCACAUGUUAGGCAACAAGUCCAGCUUAGCAUGUCAGAGAGUUCCACGUAUGCCGAAAUUCGUGAGCGAGUGCUUUCAUUUGAAACCGUUGCGCAUGUCUACAGUGCAGUGAAGAUCCAGGAAGAAUUUGGGGUCGGAAGCGGCCCAGCACCUAUGGAGAUCGAUGCCGUGACUGGCAAGCCCAAAGGUAAGCAUGGUGGCAGGGGCAGUCCUAAAGGUCAGCAGUGGUAUGAUACUCCUAAAGGCGGCAAAGGUAAAGACAAGGGUGACAAAGGCAAGGGCUAUGGCAGCCCCAAAGGCGGCAAGGACAAAUGCAAGGGCUAUGGCAGCCCUAAGGGCAAGAACUCUGGGGGCAAGGGCGGUGGCAAGGAUCGUCAGAAGGGUGUUUGUGAUUACUGUCGUAAGCCAGGGCAUUUUCAGAGAGAUUGCUGGCAAGCGAAGCGUGAUGGUGUUGUGCGUGCUGUUACCGAGAGUGAGCCCAAUACGCAAGAGACGCCGGCACCUUCGAUCGCGCCUAGCUCUACGGCAGCCCCGUCUUCUUCAGCUUCGGCAAUCCGCAGAGUAGCAGUUGAUGGAGCACCUAGGUCCUUUGCCUACUUUGACCUCACAGAGCAAGACACAGUACAUCACGGUAGUGUUCGUAUGGUAGAGUCCUAUGACAUGGCAUACAGCGACAACGAUGAGCAGUGGACCGAGUGCGCAGACAUUGAGAUCAUACUUGAUUCGGGAGCCGAUCAUAGUGCAUUGCCUCUUCGCUUUGGUUCCGUUGGCCAACCGGCCACGAACUCAGAGUUCGCGUUUGUGGAUGCGCAGGGCAACGACCUUCCGGUGUCACAGGUGAGAGUUGCGGAAGUGACUUUGGGCGACCUUUGUUUCAAGGAGUCCUUCAUCAUAGCGCCCGUGAAUAACCCCUUGUUGUGCUUGGGUAGACUUUACAAAGCUGGUUUCGAAGUGCGCCGCAGGAACAAUCAGCUAGAGCUUGGUUGUGAUGCCCACGGCGUGGCCGUGGAUUUCAGGCGAAACAGCUUGGCAGUGCAGGGUUCCAUCAGGUUGUUGAAGCAAGAUUCCCCUAGCGAGGAUGUUCGUGAUCAGCGGGUACAUGUUCGGGCCGUGACCUUGAAGCCUGUGCUGUCAAGCAUCCCCACUGACGGGUCCUCGGUGCAAGUGCGGCUACAGCGGGAGUUUUGUCAACACGACUUUGCUUCCUCUUGGGGAACUCUUGUGGAGGAGAACAACCCUCAUCAAGAGAGUCGGCAAAGACUGGGAUUUGAUAUCGAAUCUUGCAAGGACAUCAGCACGCUCGAUGAUCUCGAGAGCGGCUUGCACAACCCUCAGGACAUCGAGUUGGUAAUGACCAUCGCUCAUGAUCAUGUUUUAUCUCCGAGUGAUCUUGGCUUUGAAGUUCGUACUGAUGCUCACGCUCUGGGUCCCAGGUCUGAUGCUGAUCCUCGCGACAGUGCUGGAGGAGCCCUUGAUGCUGAGGAUGGUCGUGACCUCAAUAACCCUGAUGCCGAGAAUGUCGUUCCAGCCGCAGCGGGUGAAGCUGAACCACCGGUUGAAGAGCGGCAUGUGCCUCUAGAUGAUAACGAGGUUGAAGUGAACGGGGUGAGAUUGACCGCGGAGUCGACGUUGCAGGCCUUGAGAGCUGGUUGUGAAGUAUUGGGUCUUUCUAAGAGAGGUAGCAAGAGGCAGUGCUUCGGACGGCUUCGGUGUCACAUUCAGGAGCACACUUUGAUUGUGGAGAACCAGGCGGUAGCAGCUAGUGCUGGUGACUCAGAGCGCAAGCCGAAGGGUGUGGUCAAGCCGGGUGAGCCGACGCCUCAGGAGAUUGCCGAGCACAGCAUCACGCAUCAGCCCUAUAGAAGUUGGUGCGCUCUUUGUGUCGCGCAUCAGGGACAGCAGGAUGCUCAUCAUGAUCAGGAUCACAGCCACACUAGCGAGUCAGUGGUCAGCGUUGAUUUCGGGUUUUGCAAACGGCAAGAAUCGGAGGAGAACCUGCUGACGGUGCUGGUGGUCCAUGACCGUCAGACCAAGGCAGUGCAUUCAAUACCCACGUUGAGUAAAGGAGGGCAAUCCUUGUCGUAUUUAACUACCGAGCUUGCUCGGUUUGUUGCGUGGCUGGGUCAUCGUGAAGUGUGUUUCAAGUCGGACGGUGAGCCGGCGAUCAAGGCCGUGGUGAAGAGUGCGGAGAAGUCGUGCAGACAGCUCGGGAUCAAGACCCGGAGUGUCGCGACUCCGGUGGAAGACCACGAGGCCAACGGUGCAGUGGAACAAGCGUGGCAGAGCAUCCUCGCCCAUGCAGGUGUGCUGGUUGCCCAAGUUGAAGAGAGCUGUGGAGCAGGAGGCAGAGUUGUUUUCGGAGCCCAGCACCCUUUUUGCGUGUGGAGCCUCGUUCAUGCUGCUUUUCUUCACAACCGGUUUUGUGUACAACAUGCUUUGACGCCCUUUGAACGAGCAACGGCUAGUCAAUAUGUUGGUAGACUUUGCUGCUACGGCGAGGUGGUGCUUGGAUAUCUCCGAACAAGUGCUAAGGCAGGUGCUCGAUGGUGCAAGGGAGGGCUUUUCCUCACGAGAUCAGUGAGAAGAUUGGUGGAGAAGGACCGUUGGGAUCUUGAUCGUUGUGGGGAUGUGGUGGUGGCAACGGGUUUGUCCGAGAACCUGCGUGCGCCAAAGGCGCCCAGGAUGAUGCAACGGGUUUGCAGAGUUGAGUAUGCGGCCAUUUGUCAGAUCGGUGAGCAGUGGUACGAGCAUGAAGAUGAAGAGGUUGACUGGGCCUUUACAUAUCAGGACUUAGAUGAUCUUCAGGAUUAUGAUGAGGGCUUUGAUGACGCCGAUCGUGAGGAGCUGGAUCUUAGCGAGAUUGAGUCCAAGCUCAUUUUCCCCAGGACUUCGGAGCACGAACCUUGGCUUAGCAGUGAAGAGAUGAGUGAACUCGACAGGUUGGCCGAUGCGUUCGAGUUGGCGCGCCUCGAUGGCAUGAAGGUUUUGCUCCCACUUGAUUCUGAGGAAGGUCCCGCCAAAGGCCGUGAGAAUCCCAAGAAGCUUUCAACGAAAAUGGUCAGGACAUGGCGGGAGAAGACCAUUGUGGACCCGAGUGCAAAACAGCAUCGACCAGUUUGGCUUCGUCGGUCGAGGUAUGUGGCUCGGGAAUUCGCCUGGUUAAGUCCGGAAAGGGAAGGCUUGUGUAGUCCAGCAUCAAGCGCAGUGGCGACAAAGGUGAUGCCGGCGAUGUACACAUACCUGCAGGCUAGGGAUGGCGAUUGGGUAUUGGGUUCUAUGGAUGUUUCUGAUGCUUUUCUGAUGGUCCUGCAGGAGGAAGCUACUGAGGUUACGGGCACAGGCGAGAUUCGCAGGUUCAUGUUGGGCCGGCUUCUGCCAGGCCAGCGGGAUGGAACUGCGAAGUGGCACGCCAGACUGUCUGAGUGCUUGCGUGAGGAAGUGAAUGCUUCAUGCUGCGUUGCCUAUCCGAGCAUGUUUUCGUGCAACACUCCACAUGGACCGGUGUAUUUGCAAACGCAUGUUGAUGACAUUGAGUUCUUGGGCAAACACGCAGCAGUGAAGAAUGACUUCAAACCAGCUAUGGAGAAACACUUCAAGGUGUCGUGUCAAAUGCUCGAGAAACCAGGUGACAGCAUGAUGUUCUUGAAAAGGCAGCAUGUUCUAGGAGAAGAUGGUUGCAGCGUUGUCAUCACGCCACAUCGCAAGCAUGUGGAAAAGCUCUUGGAGGUUCUGAGCAUUGAGCCGCGCAUGUGCAACAAGAAGUGUCCAUUGAUGCCAGGGUACACGGAAGUAGAUGAAAGCACACCCCUCCAAGGACCAGAGGCAGGCAUGUACCGCACCUGCAUCGGUAUACUCUUAUACCUCAGUGCUGACUUGAUCGAGUCUCAGAAUACCAUACGGUUUUUAUCGCAAAAGAUGAGCGGACCUUCACGUCGUGACAUGAAGAUGCUUCGUCAUUUGGCUCUGUAUCUAGGCGGUACUGUGCACCAGGGCAUGUUGAUGACUUCGCAAAGGGCAGGUGAAGGACUGCUUGGAGAGAGAUAUGAUUCGGAGUGGACGCUGGAAGCAUUCUCCGAUUCGGAUUGGGCCUCGCAGAAGGCCGAUCGCAAAAGUGUUUCGUCGGGGGUAAUGAGCAUCCAAGGACAAGGAAACGUCGUGUGUACUUCCGCCCGAACUCAACGAACCAUUGCACUUAGUAGCGCAGAAGCCGAACUUUAUGCAAGUGCUGGGGUCCUCUCCGACGGCUUUCUCCUGAAGAGCAUCUUGUGUUUUCUGCUUGAGUUGGAAAAGUUACCGGUGCACUUUUACAUGGAUUCUUCGAGCGGGAAGCCAGUGUGGCAGAGAUCUGGCGUGGGGAGAAUCAGACAUCUCUCCUGUCGUGUGUUAUGGGUGCAGCAAGCGGUGGCCCGAGGGGAAGUUGUCCUUCAUCACAUUCGUGGCGAAUACAAUCCGAGUGAUGUUAACACAAAGCUUCUCACGAGGGUUCGCAUGCUUUUCCUGAUGUACUUGCUGAAAGUGUACAACACAGUGACCAAUGAGAGAGUGGGAGAAGAGGAACAUACAGCACACAUGGAGAAGAAAGCCAUCCAACUUAUGAUUCGCAACUUGAAGCGCCUUGAGCCUACCGCCAGAGUGUCCAAGCAGAUGAUCAGAAGUAUUCUGUUGAGCUCAGCGGUGCAGUAUAGCAUGGCCUCGGAUUUCAAGGAUGAGGAUGCUUCGGGUACCGUGUACUUUGCAGUGUCGGCUACGGGGCUUAUGCAGUGGAAUAUGGCAUGGACGAUAGUUUUCACAUGUGUGAUUGUGCUUUUCAGUUUUGUUUGGUGGUGCAGCGGCAAACGCUCCCAUGUGAUCGCUACCCGCGCUGAGAUUGGUGUGCAAGCUGCAGUUCGUGAUGAUCGCGAUGAGCUUCGCUUUCAUGCUGAUGCAAUCUUUCGGCAGCAAAAGAAUGAGCUCGAUGAGAUGAAAGAGUGGAACAGGCAACUUCUUGACGAAUGCCGUGGACUUGAGUCGUGGAAUGAACGAUUGCGCAAUGAGGCGCAGCAGGUUCGUCGUCAGCCGCGUAUUGCGGAUGGUGAUGUUUUCGCUUCCGUGCGCGGGGGGUCCUACCGCAGCAGUGCUGAGUGUGAGCAUAUUCGCGGACGGCGAACAACAACGUAUGCCAAGUGCCGCGAUUGUGGAGUGCGAGAUGGGCGGGUCUAUUUGGGCCGUUCUUUUGUCAGAAACCGGCCGUUCUUUUUUAGACGAAAAAGAGCGCGUGGUUCACAAACAAAUUCGAUGGAUGGCCCUUUUACGGUAGCCAAUGAAUACGGUUGCUAG
Molecule: messenger RNA, 5763 nt
Organism: Symbiodinium sp. CCMP2592
Lineage: Eukaryota; Dinophyceae; Suessiales; Symbiodiniaceae
Source: the annotation of a GenBank genome assembly